AUGGAUAACGCACCGCCAAGACACCAGCCGAAUAGCGAACUGUCGCACCGAUCAUCAAACACCCAGGAUAUCAAUACUUCAACGAAAAAUGACAAAGGGGAUACUGCACAGCCUUCUCAAGAUCCGAGGCGGAGGAUCCAAGCAAUCGAAAUUCCGAAUCAUCACUCUACAAUCCACUUUCAUGCGAAAAUGGGUGGUUCGAAGACCUCACUUGACCAAGAACCCGAAGUGGAGGAUACAGACUCGGACGAAUUUCCCGAUAAUUUAGUCGCCGCCGACACAAGAGCUAGACCUUCCAAAUUCAAAGGAAAUGGGAAGAAGAAACACAUGGUCUUAGAGGAGGAUUUAUACGAGGCCGAAACUUCUGGUGAGAAAUCGGAUCAAUCUUCAACAAAUUCAUCACCAAGAGUAAAGCGUAAUAAGGGAAAAGGCAUCGCACUUCCCUCCGAUGAUGAAACACCUGAACUUGGGGAUGAACAUGUUGCUACUACCACCUCAUCAUCUCCUGAAUGGACGGAAGAAGAUCAAAUCUUAUUGGAUUGCACAUAUGAUUAUGAACUUGCCCUAUGGCGGAGGACACGGAUACUUUUAAUUUAUAAGGAUAAAUUCAUCAAGAAUGAAACUUCACUAACCAUCCCAUUCUGCAAAUCAUUUUGUACAUUGGUUUGUUUCCCCUACUUUGAUGGCGAUAAAGAAUUCGUCAAGUACGCCUUGUCUACCGCCCUAAAGGCUAGAUGUGGAGAUCAAAUUCCGAACACUUUGGAGGGAAUGAACACUUGGUCGACUUUUACAGCGCAAUGCGAUGGUCUUAUUGAGGUCAUGAAUAGAUCUGAGAUAUACUUCACACAAGCCCAGAUUUUAAGUUUUAAAAACAUACUCGCCUCCCCCACAUCACUCCUCGGACUCCCAAAAAACUCGGCUUUUGUGGAUACGAAAAUCUUCAAGGAAAUUCUGAAAUCUACAAGGACUUCAAAGGAAAAAGGUGAUUCGAUUCACCUCUUGAAUGGGGACAUACAAAAUGUCAUCAAAGCUUGGGAUAUGUGGAAUAAGGAAUCAAGAAAGAAUCUUCCCUCAAUGGAAGAUUCAAAAGAUUCUUGGCAAAGAGGAAAUGUUAAAGCAAUGAAGGUACCUAGGGAUAUAGUUUUAGAUUGGAAGAAGGAUUGGAUUCUUAAGAAGAGGCGUCGUGAUAUUAUCGAUAUGGAGGGAGGAAAUUUGGGUAAUGAAGAUGGUCAGCCAGGUAACCAGAUCGAUUCUUCUCUCUCAGAAGGCGUUAUCAUUUCGGAAGAUGAAAAUACAGCCGAGGAUGAUGAAGAGAAUCAGAGGAUAGAGGAGAUUUAG
Messenger RNA from Botrytis sinoallii, 1338 nucleotides. RefSeq lists its product as uncharacterized. The transcript has 2 exons. Bases 1 to 1338 code for a protein of 445 amino acids. The record is from RefSeq and is a predicted model, not a curated record. Lineage: Eukaryota; Fungi; Ascomycota; Leotiomycetes; Helotiales; Sclerotiniaceae.